GUUCGGAACUCCUCGUCCAACUAGUUGGACAAGUUGGACAAGAUGUUUUGACCGUUCGGAACCCCUACUUUCUCGUCCUGGACAAGUUGUCCAUCUCGUCCAACUCGCCCUGGUUCGCAGCGGGGCAACCAAGACGAGAUGACGUCACAAAGGCGUUUGUUUACAAACAGAGAUAAUGGCAGUCGUCUAGAAAAUUGUGUGUUCAAAGAUCACGAUAAUAAUUAUUGGCUGGAUGCAGAUGGUUCAGUGCCAUUCCCAGAAAAUUCGGUGGUGUACCGUAGAAGCACCGAUUUUCCUGGGAGGUAUUUUGCAGACCAGGAGUUAACAGUGGAAUGGGCUCUCGAGUGGCUACCACGAACAGUUGAAGUAUACCCUCGCAGGGUACUUGGGAAACCAGUCUUUGCCUAUCAGAACUUUCCUGCUGUCUCCUCCGCAACCACAUCGCCUUCUCUUGCUGCCAUGUCACCCACUCCAUCAGGUCUUCCUCCAAAGCGACAUGCUCUUCCUACUUGCAUAAAUCCAGUUCUUCCCUCAACAUCUGCUACACCAUCUUCCUUGGUAUCUACACCAAUUACUUCCCCAGAGCGGGUUGUUGGUGUAGAACCAAGUGAAAUCGAGGAAGCCGAGGGUUUCACUAAAAAUGAAACCAAAUUUUUUAUAAAUCUUAUGCAGGAAUAUCUGCAAAAGAAUUAUAAUCCAUUGCCGUUCUCGAUAGCAGAGUUGCAGAGUUGAGUUGGAAAGGAUUAAUUUAACAAAAGGGAAGAAAAGGUUGCUUUAGCAGGAAUUGGCCCAGAGGAUGACGGUGAUUUUUGGGAAGAGAUUCCAUCCUGAGAAACUUCAGCGUAAUUGGAAGGGUCUACAGGAUGACUAAGAAGGCAAAAGCCAAUAAUGAAAUGUCUGGGAGAGCUCCCAGUAAAUUUCAGAUUUUUGAGGAGAUGAAGUAACUGAUAGGGGGUCAGCAUGAUAUUGACUUUCCAGUUACAGCCACAGCCAAGGGGAUUCACAUUCAUCGACCAGAUGAAUUGGAUGAAGAAGACCUUGAUGACCCUGACCCUGUGGCUAGUGCUGACCCUGUGGCUGAUCCCAUACCUGGACCCUCACACUUGGAAGUGCCACCACCGGCACGGAGACAAAGGAAGAGGCGACAGGCCAAGGAGAGUGAGACGGUAGUCUUUUUGAGGGAGAGUGACCAGCGUCACUAUGAAAUUAUGAGAGAAGUUUUAGAUGAAAUUAUGAGAGAAGUUUUAGAGCUCAUGAAGAGGAUGCGAGAGGAAGUUGUGGAUGUGCUCUCUGAAAUAGUUAAGAAGAUGUGAUAUAUUUUCAGUAACCUUUUUUUAUGAUUAUUUUUUUCCUAACAAGCCUUUCUUUUUAUUCAGAGUUUAAUUUUGUUUUAUUAUUAUUAUCAUUAUUUUUAUUAUUAUUAUUAUUUUAUAUUAGGUGUAAUUAAUUGCUUUACAUUUCAUUGUUCAUUUAUUUUGGGGGGGCUUUAGCAGAGCUUUCUUGUUAAUUAUUUUGUUUUUAUUCUGAAAGCCAGUUUAUUUGUUUUAUGUUAUUUUCAAAACUAGAGGUUUGUUGCUUAUUUCUUCAAAGCCAAAGUUAAAGUUCCUUUUUUCUUAUUUUGAUUUUUUUAAAGAUUUUUUUUGUACUUUCUAAAGCUAAAAUUUAAUUUUCCAUUUUGUUGUUUUCAUAUCAAUAGAUUGUUCCCUUUUUGGUUCAUUUUAAAGUUCAAGUUUAUUUUUUAUACUGAAAGCCAAAGUUUGUUUCCUUUGUGUUAAUUUCAAAGCCAAAGACUGUUUUCUUUUUGUGAAUUUCAAAACCAAAGCUUGUUUCCUUUGUGUUAAUUUCAAAGCAAAAAAUUGUUUCUUUUGUGUUUAUUUCAAAGCCAAAGAUUGUUUCCUUUGUGUUAAUUUCAAAGCCAAAGAUUAGAUUUCAGUAUAACAAAAAGAAAACAAAGUGUUUCUAUAUCUUUAUUUUCAACGCCAAAGUGUUUGUCCCCUCUUUGUCAUAAAAUACAAUAAUUUUUUUUUAUUUUACUUUUACAUGUAUACAUACAGUAACAAGGACGCUUUCUAUUUUGGAACAAUAGCAUAAUUCCUAUUUCAUAUACAUAGUGCAUAUAUUUUUUUUCUUUAUUAAGGGAUUGAUUUAUGUUCAUGUUAAAAAUCACAUACUUAUUUUGAAUUAAAGAUAAGACUUUUCUGUGAUAAUGAAACAUUGAGUGAAUUAUUUAUUUUAUUUUUGUACAAACAAUGUAAUAUCAUAUUAAAGAAAGAGCCUGAUUUUUUUUUUUUUUUUUUUUUUUUUUUUUUUUUUUUUUUUUAUUUUGUAAGUUUGUAUCAAAUAUGUUGAAAUAUUUUGUCUGUUUACAAUUCAUUAAGUAAUGGAAUUGAGAUUCUGUGAUAACUGGUGCUUAAUAUAUAUUCCCAGGUUGUUCUGUGAUAGUAAGAUAAUGCAAUUGUUACAUAAGGAAUGUAUAUUUACAAUGAAAGAUAAUAUUAUAGAAAUGUAUAUACACACAAUAAAAUAUUUGAGAUUCUGUCAUAACUGGUGCUCAAGAUAAAAUGUA
Penaeus monodon (black tiger shrimp) is the source of this 2566-nucleotide messenger RNA. RefSeq lists its product as uncharacterized. The record is from RefSeq and is a predicted model, not a curated record. NCBI's taxonomy places the organism in Eukaryota, Metazoa, Arthropoda, Malacostraca, Decapoda, Penaeidae. The coding region runs from base 139 to 732 and encodes 197 amino acids. The transcript has 3 exons.